GACCGAAUUACAUUUUGACACAGGAUUUAACCUGCUCUACCUUUUUACGCAUAUUUUUCCUUAUUCAUUCAUGUGAAAAAAAUCGUUCUACAAACAGGACUGUUUAUCAUUUAAAUUACUUUCUUGAUUCAUUCACAUGAAUCGAUAACCUUGAAGAUGAAAUUGCCAGCUCCCGUAUAUUUUCAGUGCUUAUAUAUAUUUUCAUUAAAGCGCACGUAUUUAUUUUUUUUUUGGUUAAAAUCGUACCUUUGAUAUUGUAAACAUACACUACAAGUCAAAACAGUAUUAAGUAGUUAGCUAAAGGAGCAACACAAUCCGGCUGUUUCUUAAUGCAAGUUGACAUUCAAAAAAAAUUGGGAAGUUUACUGAUUGCCUGCUUUAGGCGAAUGGCGGCUUAAUGCAGAUGACCGCUAAGACAGAUUCAGUGAUUCUUUCAAAUAUGGAAUACAAACUUAUUCAAGAGCGACUGUGCCCUUGGAUUUAUUUCGUGGUAUUUCUACAUAAAUACUUUGUUCUGUAUCAAUAAGAUUUUAGAUGCUUUGUUCACCAUGGAUAAAAGUACAAAAAUAACGAUAUUUUACGACUUGAAGGUGUAUUUACAAAUACCGAUGAAAUAGCAACACAAGGAAUACUGACACAACCGGUAGUUACAGAAGACCAUAAUGAUUGUCAGAUCAGUUCAGGUAAAAUAGAAAUGGAUAAUAACACCAAUAACUGUAGUGAAAUUAAUUCAAACGUUGCAAAUCCGUUAGAUACAGACCAACUGGAAGUUCGACCAUUCCAAAAUGACUCAGUUAUCGUAACACAGAACGAGGAUAUUAUUGACGAACAAGAAGGACAACAAGCACAGGCUGUAAGUUCGCAAAUGACUGGCACAAAUGUUCACGAAGAAAUAAGUGACAAUAUUAACCUAAAUAUACCAGAUGAAGACCGGACUCUAGAUAGCGAGGAACUGCGUGUAACAGAUCCAAUAAGUAUACACCCAUUAUCUGCUAUAACUGUAGCACUGCAGGAUAUUGCGGAAGAAACACAUCACGUGACCAUAAUACAUGAGGAGCAGAACCAAACAACCGAAUUUGUAAACAAGAACUAUUUUGAUCCGCCCCCAGAUUACGAAGAAUGCAUUAUUAUGGAGUAUUACAGCAAUAAUGGUCUUGUAUGUCGUGGUAGUCAGACCACACCAAACGCUUGUUUUUGUAGUUGUCAUGGCGGAGUUGCAAGGGGAAAUACUUUGACGUUACGUGGAGUAGACGAAUCGGCACGUAAUAUCGGCAAUGCAAGCGCAAAUGUUCAGAGGCUGAAAAAGGACAUGAAAAUCAAGUGUUUGUCUUGGUGCCUCAUAUUAUGUGUGGUCGUUGCUGGGAUUGUAUUUGGAAUCGUAGCAGCAGUUACAUAUGGUUGACCCGAAAAAAAAGACGAAUAACCUUUGUGUUCACAUUUAAUAGACAUGUUGUACUAGGUACAUUUUGACUGAUUUGAAAAAAAAAGACAAAUGACCUUAGAGUUCAUAUUUAAUAUACAUGUUAUACUAUGCAUUUUGUAUAUUUUAAACGUGCAUAAAUAUACUGAAUAUAAUAAUUGAAUGCUUUGACAUAUUUGAUCAUUUCGGUGACACAUUCGAACAUUUAAACUCAAACAUUAUUGAAAUGUUUCAUUUUCAUUUUUAAAUAUAUUUUCACAUGUUGCAAGAAGUUUUAGAUUUAACGUUUUUUUAAAAAAUGUAGUGCUUGUACGAUUAAAUCAUUUUCUAUAAUACAGUUUCGUUUCACCCUGAUACACCCCCCCCCACCCCGUUCAAUUAUCUUUGUAAUACAUGUAGUUUCAGAUAUUAAUUGCUCACUAAUUAACCUAUAUCAUUCAUAUCAUUUUACAUCUAAAAUAAGUCUCCAAACGAUUAAAUCGUUUUCUUUAAUACAGUUUCGUUUCACCUGGAUAUCCCCCUCCCCCUCCAAUUAUCUUUGUAAACAUUGCUCAACAAUUUUCUUGUAUCAUUUAUGUUAUUCUUCUUCUAAAAUAAAUGUUAUAAACUUCAGAUUUAUGUCUCCAAACCUGAAAUGUAGCAGUUCGAAUAUAUAUAGCACUAUUUAUGUUUCGAUGGUAUACUAAUGAUUGGCAUCCUGUGUUAUAUUUAUGCAAAUUUAUAAAGAUAAAAUUUUCACACAUAUUUAUUUAUUUAAUUAAGUCUCAUUCACAUGCAUACAAACACAUAUAAAACAUAAAAACAACUUUAAAAAAAUGCAUAUGACCAUUCUUGACAUAGAAUUAUAUGAGACUAUAUAAUCAAACAUUAAAUGACAACCGUAACAUUUCUAGUUAAUAACUAAAACAAGAUUUACCCUGUGAUCACAACACCCUUGUACUUUAUGUGAACCAGAGAACAUGUAUGCAAUAUACAUAAAAUACACAUGCACCGAUACAAACAAAUACUUGCAUCAGCAUCCAUACAUAUAAAUAUACAUAUAUAUUUCACACAUAAACAUAGCACAUACGUAUGUAUAUAUAUAUAUAUAUAUAUAUAUAUAUAUAUAUAUAUAUAUAUAUAUAUAUAUAUAUAUAUACAUAUACACACACAUAUACAUACACAUAUAUAAAUGCAUACAUAUACACAUAUAUACAUAUAUACACAUACACAUAUAUAUACACACAUACACUAACAUACAUAUAUACCCAUAUACAAAAAAUACACCUAUACACAUAUAAACACAUAUACAUAAAUACAUGUAUAUACAUACCCAUCUACAUAUAUAUCCACCUACAUAUACAUACAUAGGUACCGACCUACAUAUAUAUAUAUAUACACACAUACACGCACAUAAAAAGUAAUAUACAUACAUACAAAAAUAUACAACACAGUAUGGCCCGUCCGCUUAGCUCAGUAGGUAGAGCGUUGGUCUACGGAUCGCGGGGUCGUGAGUUCGAUCCUCGGGCGGGGCGUAUGUUCUCCGUGACUAUUUGAUAAACGACAUUGUGUCUGAAUUCAUUAGUCCUCCACCUCUGAUGAUUCACGUGGGGAAGUUGGCAGUUACUUGCGGAGAACAGGUUUGUACUGGUACAGAAUCCAGGAACACUGGUUAGGUUAACUGCCCGCCGUUACAUGACUGAAAUACUGUUGAAAAACGGCGUUAAACCCAAAACAAAAAACAAACAAACAACACAGUAUUAAAGAAACGCAACUCAACAGCCUAAAUAGGCUUAGCUGUUUAUAUGCCCAAUAGAUUUAUCUUCCCUUUUCCACAAUAUUCAAGUUCUAUUUACAUGAUAAAACUAAGGAGUCAUUGCUAAUCGUUGUAUUAAAAACCAUAUAAAAUGUCCAACUGAAACCAUAAAAGCUGAAUAAGGAAAACCGGCACUAUCGCGCACUUAAAAAAUGGUCUUUAAAGAUCGAUUAUCACCCCGAUCAGAUCGUAGAUGAACUGAUUAGCAAUAACUUCUUAGGAUCUGUAAAACUGCUAAUUAAUACUAAAAAAAAAUAUCUAUCCAUUAUCAACAACGAUAAAAUAACCUAUGUACUAAAAGGAAAUAAAAAGACAAUUCUUAGGUGUACAGAUAGUUUUUCCUACUUUUAAGAAUAUAGAAACAGGAUUUUGCAGCACACUUAACAAUUUCUGGAUUAGAAAAAAUAAAUGACAUUUUACCUUCAUCAGAUAAAUUGACAAAUUGUUCAUCUAUAGACACUGCCUUGGUAAAUAAAUCUUUUCUUAUAUGCUCAUACUCCUGACAGUAUAAUAACACAUGUUUUUCAUCUUCAAUACCAUUUCUGCAUAUUGGGCAUAUUCUUUGAUUUAAAGGUAAUCUCUCGUAUCUGCCUAUUUCAUGUCUGAUAGGGGCGAAACCACAUCUAAACUUUGCGAAAGCCGUUCUAUGUUUAUAAGGCAACAUUGUCUUAACAUAUGAUUCAGUUUCAAAAUUAAACUUGAAAGUUCUGUAAGUCCUCAAUUUAUUUCCUCCACUACCAGUAUUACUGUUAAUGGUAUGUAGUGUCUCAAUCCAUGUAUCAAGAUACUCAUUCAAAUAUGAGGUGGUUAAUCUAUCAAUCAAAAACUUUUUAUUCAAUACACCAUUUAUGUUAAAAAAUUCACCACAGUUGUAUUUUUCAAAAAGUUCCUUUAUUCUAUAUUGCCAAUUUUUACAUGCUCUACCAGCAAGGUUAAUACAGUAUUUAUUAACUAAACUAUUUAUUCUUAAAUUACUCAUACACGCCAACCUACACCAAGUGCCUGUCACACAUUUAAGUUGUUUAACAAAUAUUGGUUCCCAACCCAUGUCACCGGCGACUGCAGCACUUGGUGUAUAUCGGCCUGUACCAAGAAAAAACCUCAUGGCUCGAUUCUGAAUUGCUUCUAUACAUCAAAUAGCAUACCUCCCAGACUUUAAAUUUUGCCAUUAGUAAUCCAAGGGCUCUUCCCGCUGCUCUAGCAACAAAUUUAGCAGUGAAAUUGUAGUCGAGAAAUUCAUUCAAAGCUAAACCAAGAUAAACAUAAUUAUCAGCAAUUGCUAAAUUGUUUGAUCCACAUUUAAAUUAAAAAAAAUGUCCUUGGUGCAGACUUACUUCUAAAAUGUACAAUAUUGCUUUUCUGGGAAUUGAUAAGCAUAUGAUUUCUGUCACACCAAUCACAUAAAAUAUCUAACAUUCUCUGUAAAUCUUGUUCAUUCUUUGCUAAGUGAACAACAUCAUCUGCAUACAAUAAAAUUGACAAGAUUUUACCAUCAUCUAGUUCAAUUCCUAGCCCUACAGCAUUGAUUUUCACAGCUAGAUCAUUUAUAAAGCAAUUAAAAAGAACAGGGGACAAGAUACACCCUUAUCUUAAACCCAUAUUAACAUCAAACCAUUCUGAAGUAUAUCCAUUUAAUUUGAUACAAGAACUAACACAAGAGUAUAAUGAUUUGAUAACAUGUAACAUUUUACAGUUAACACCCAUGUCAGAAAUAUGAUUCCAUAAAAUUGAGCGAUAUACAUUCCUUCAAGAUUAAACGUUUAUGACAAAAUUAUAAGUAUCACGUUUUACUUGUAUGUCCCUAUCAUACAGAUCUUCGAGGAGAAAUAUUACUUUUUAAGUUUUCAAUGAUUGUGUAUGGCCAAAAUUAACCAAAUUCCAAAUUCUACAAAAAUCAACUCAGAAAAAAAUAAUUGUUAGAAUCUAGCUUAGCAAAAUUUAUAUAUGAAGGGACACAAGGUAAAUUGAUAAGUAUUAACUUGCCACUAAAUUAUAAAUUUUAUAUUGUGUCUGACAAAAAUAUUAAUGACUAUUCUAGCACGAUCCGAUUCAUUUUCCUAUUAAACAAAGAAGGCUGAAAACAGUAAAUUAUUAUACAACAAUUCACUGUUCUGACGUCACAAUUAUUACGUCAUAGCAUCAAACAGCAUAGCGACUGAUUGAGAACGGGCAAAUAUUUAAUAAAUGCCGUCAAGGUUGUACUUUAAAGUCCUUGGUAACGUGUUAGACUCGAAAUAAAAUAUCUCAUUUAGUGAUUUGCUCUUGAAUGAAAUCUUUGUUUAUCGUUCAGAUGCGUAUUAUUAUAUCACUCGGGCUGCGCUCUCGUAAUACAAUUCUUUCGCAUCUGCACUCCAAAGAAUGAGUUAUUCAGCGACAAAUCACUAAAUGAGAUAUAUUAUUUCUUAAUUCAAGGAUUGUAUAUUGUAUAUUUAUGGUAUAUGUAUGCACUAUCUGAAAUUACUAUUCGGACAAUGUAUCAUACUUUUCUUUAUACUAUACCAUCAUGUAGAACCGCCCCAUUGUGUAGGCCUAUAUGGCGAUGAACAUUAUUUAUUUUAAUGCCAAUAAAAUCUUUGACUUUUGA
This is a messenger RNA of Mercenaria mercenaria, 5799 nucleotides long. RefSeq lists its product as uncharacterized. The transcript is spliced from 2 exons. The record is from RefSeq and is a predicted model, not a curated record. Bases 695 to 1402 code for a protein of 235 amino acids. NCBI's taxonomy places the organism in Eukaryota, Metazoa, Mollusca, Bivalvia, Venerida, Veneridae.